Molecule: messenger RNA, 6281 nt
Organism: Thrips palmi
Lineage: Eukaryota; Metazoa; Arthropoda; Insecta; Thysanoptera; Thripidae
Gene: kkv
Product: chitin synthase chs-2
Exons: 20
Coding region: 329-5206 (1625 amino acids)
Cellular component (GO): cell periphery; cell septum
Molecular function (GO): chitin synthase activity
Source: RefSeq, a predicted model, not a curated record
UUGGUCGGACGGCCCCACGAGGAGAGGACCGCUGCGCGAGGCGGCCGUACCGUGUGUCGUGUGGUGGUGGUGGCCCACCGGGGAAAGCCACUGGUUUAAAAGUGUCAGUGAGUGUGUGAGUGCGAGUGUGUCAAGUAACAAGUGCAGUGAAACGGUUUCCUCCCUGUGGAUGUACUACUACUCACGUGGAUAACUCUUUGGACCUAGCCACUGGAUAACCAACAAUAUUGCAGGCCCAGGCGGCGCCCGCUGCUGCUGACAUGCGCCGCGUCAUGGAGUGGCCCGGCGUGACGCUGCUACGGUGAUCCGCGCCCUCCCCGCCGCCGCCAUGAGCCCCCAAGACAAGAUCGCCAGCAUGACCUCUGCCCAGGGUCUGCGCGGCCACCACGAGGGCAGCGAUGACAACUUCUCCGACGACGAGAACACGCCGCUCACCCACGACAUCUAUGGCGGCAGCACCAGGACGGUGCAGGAGACGAAGGGAUGGGACGUCUUCCGGGACCUGCCGCCCAAGGCGGACUCGGGGUCCAUGGCGGACCAGCGCUUCCUGGACCUCACCAUCAAGAUCACCAAGGUGCUGGCCUACCUCAUCACCUUCGUCAUCGUGCUCACGUCGGGCGUGGUGGCCAAGGGCUGCCUCCUGUUCAUGACGUCGCACCUGCGCGCCAACCGCAUCGUGCCGCACUGUAACGUCAAGUACGGCCGCGACAAGCAGUACGUGACGGUGCUGCCCGAGGAGGAGCGCGUGGCGUGGACCUGGGUGCUGCUGUUCGCCUUCCUGGUGCCCGAGCUGGGCACGCUGUUCCGGUCGCUGCGGAUCUGCUUCUUCAAGUCGUGGCGCCGGCCGCCCUUCCUGGACUUCGCCCUCGUCUUCCUCAUGGAGACCCUGCACACCGUGGGCACGGCGCUGCUCGUGUUCGCCGUGCUGCCGCAGAUGGACGUGGUGAAGGGCGCCAUGCUCACCAACUGCCUGUCCCUGGUGCCCGGCAUCCUCGGCAUGCUGUCCAGGACCAACAAGGAGUCGCAGCGGUUCGUCAAGGUGCUGGUGGACCUGGGCGCCAUCGUGGCGCAGUGCACCGGCAUGGUGGCGUGGCUGCUGCUGCCGCUGCUGGGCGGCAACGGCCCCAACCUCAGCCUCUGGUGCGUCCCCGUGGCCGUGUUCUGCACGUCCUGCGGCUGGUGGGAGAACUACGUCAACAAGCAGUCGCACAUCGGCAUCAUCAAGUCCAUGGGGCGCGUCAAGGAGCGCAUGAAGCGCACGCGGUACUUCACGUACCUCUUCGUGUCCGUGUGGAAGAUGGUGGUGUUCUUCCUCAUGAUGCUGGUCAUCACCUUCUUCAACCAGCAGAGCGUCGCGAACCUCUUCAGCCUGCUGCCGACGUCGUUCGGCGAGCGCAAGAUCGUCGUCACUGAGGUGCGUUCGCUGGGCGUCACCACCCCCGUGGACUUGCUGGCCGAGUUCAACCCCACGGGCGACACCGAGUCGGAGAACGCCAUGCACAAGACCGCCGUGGCCGUGUGCGUCAUCCAGAUCCUGGCCGCCUACUUCUGCUACAUUUUCGGAAAGUUCGCGUGCAAGAUCAUGAUCCAGGGCUUCAGCUACGCCUUCCCGGUCAACCUCACCAUCCCCGUGACCAUCUCGCUGGUGAUCGCGGCGUGCGGGCUGCGCAAAGACGACCCGUGCUUCUUCGAGGGGGUCGUGCCCAGCUACCUGUUCUUCGACCCGCCGCCCCUCAACGCCACCACCCUCUUCGACCAGCACGCCUGGGUGUGGCUGCUGUGGCUGCUGUCCCAGACCUGGAUCACGCUGCACAUCUGGACGCCCAAGUGCGAGCGUCUGGCGGCCACGGAGAAGCUCUUCGUGUCGCCCAUGUACAGCGGCCUGCUCAUCGACCAGUCCCUGGGCAUGAACCGGCGGCGCGACGAUGAGGCGGACGUCAAGACGGAGGAUCUGACCGAGCUGGAGAAGGGCGUCGACGAGUACUACGAGACCAUCUCCAUUCACACCGACGCGAGCGGCUCGACGCCGGGCAAGAGCGUCAAGUCCUCCGACUACAUCACGCGCAUCUACGCCUGCUGCACCAUGUGGCACGAGACCAAGGAGGAGAUGAUGGAGAUGCUCAAGUCGAUCCUGCGCAUGGACGAGGACCAGUGCGCGCGCCGCGUGGCGCAGAAGUACCUGCGCGUCGUGGACCCCGACUACUACGAGUUCGAGACGCACAUCUUCUUCGACGACGCCUUCGAGAUCAGCGAGGUGAACGACGACUGGAGCGUGUGCAACCGCUUCGUGAAGCUGCUGGUGGCCAUCAUGGACGAGGCGGCGUCGCACGUGCACGAGACCAACAUCCGCAUGCGCCCGCCCAAGAAGUACCCCACGCCGUACGGCGGCCGCCUCGAGUGGAUCCUGCCCGGCAAGACCAAGAUGAUCGCCCACCUCAAGGACAAGAGCAAGAUCCGUCACCGCAAGCGCUGGAGCCAGGUCAUGUACAUGUACUACCUGCUGGGCCACCGCCUGAUGGAGCUGCCCAUCUCGGUGGACAGGAAGGAAGUGAUGGCCGAGAACACGUUCCUGCUCACGCUGGACGGCGACAUCGACUUCCAGCCCCACGCCGUGCAGCUGCUCAUCGACUUGAUGAAGAAGAACCGCAACCUGGGCGCGGCCUGCGGACGCAUCCACCCCGUCGGCUCCGGCCCCAUGGUGUGGUACCAGAUGUUCGAGUACGCCAUCGGGCAUUGGCUGCAGAAGGCCACCGAGCACAUGAUCGGCUGCGUCCUGUGUAGCCCCGGCUGCUUCUCGCUCUUCAGGGGCAAGUCCCUCAUGGACGACAACGUCAUGAAGAAGUACACGACGCGGUCCGACGAGGCGCGGCACUACGUGCAGUACGAUCAGGGUGAGGAUCGUUGGCUGUGCACACUGCUGCUGCAGCGAGGCUACCGAGUCGAAUACUCCGCCGCCUCCGACGCCUACACGCACUGCCCCGAAGGCUUCAACGAGUUCUACAACCAGCGGCGUCGCUGGGUGCCCUCCACCAUCGCCAACAUCAUGGACCUGCUCGUGGACGCCAAGAAGACCAUCAAGAUCAACGACAACAUCUCCAUGCCCUACAUCGCCUACCAGAUGAUGUUGAUGGGCGGCACCAUCCUCGGCCCCGGCACCAUCUUCCUCAUGUUGGUGGGAGCCUUCGUGGCCGCCUUCAAGAUCGACAACUGGACCAGCUUCUACUACAACAUCAUCCCCAUCAUGCUCUUCAUGCUCGUCUGCUUCACGUGCAAGUCCAACAUACAGCUGCUGUUCGCGCAGAUACUGUCCACGGGCUACGCGCUCGUGAUGAUGGCCGUGAUCGUGGGUACGGCGCUGCAGCUCGGCGAGGACGGCAUCGGGUCGCCGUCCGCCAUCUUCCUCAUAGCGUCAUCGGGGUCCUUCUUCAUAGCAGCCUGUCUCCAUCCGCAAGAGUUCUGGUGCGUCGUGCCCGGCAUCAUCUACCUGCUGUCCAUCCCGUCCAUGUACCUGCUGCUCAUCCUGUACUCCAUCAUCAACCUCAACGUGGUCACGUGGGGGACGCGAGAAGUGGUGGCCAAGAAGACCAAGAAGGAACUGGAGGAGGAGCGGAAGGAGGCGGAGGAGGCCAAGCGCACGGCGCGCCAGAAGUCGCUGCUCGGCUUCCUGCAGAACGUCAACAGCGGCGGCGUGGACGGCGACGAGGGCGGCAUCGAGAUCUCGCUGGCCGGCCUCUUCAAGUGCAUCUUCUGCACGCACCCCAAGUCCACCGACGACAAGACGCAGCUCAUCCGUAUCGCCGAGUCGCUAGACACGCUGGGCAAGCGGCUGCAGACCAUCGAGCAGGUGGUGGACCCGCAGGGGCAGCACUCGGGCCGGCGGCGCACGGCGUCCGCGGGCAGCAGGGACCACCACCUCGGCUCCCUGGCCGAGGACCCCGCCGAGGAGGACCAGCUCCACGACUCGGACACCGAGACCGCCACGACGGAGGGCCGGCAGAAGCGCGACGACCUGGUGGACCCGUUCUGGAUCGAGGACCGCGACCUGAAGCGCGGCGAGGUGGACUUCAUCUCCAUGACGGAGAUGCAGUUCUGGAAGGACCUGCUGGCCAAGUACCUGUACCCCAUCGACGACGACAAGAACGAGCGGGCUAGGAUCGCGAGCGACCUAAAAGAACUGCGAGACAAGUCCGUUUUUGCUUUCUUCAUGGUGAAUGCUAUCUUUGUGCUGAUCGUGUUCCUGCUGCAACUCAAUAAGGACCUCCUGCACGUAAAGUGGCCCCUGGGGGUCAAGACUAACAUUACCUAUGACGAGACAACGCAAGAGGUGCUCAUCUCCAAGGAGUACCUCCAGCUGGAGCCCAUCGGUCUGGUGUUCGUGUUCUUCUUCGCGCUCAUCCUGGUCAUCCAGUUCACCGCCAUGUUGUUCCAUCGUUUCGGCACGCUGUCGCACAUCUUGGCCUCGGCGGAGCUCUCGCUGUGCUGGAACAAGAAGGUGGAGGACCUGUCCCAGGACGCGCUGCUGGACAAGCACGCCGUGGACAUCGUGAGGAACCUGCAGCGGCUGCGCGGCAUAGACGGCGACUACGACAACGACAACGACUCGGGGUCGUCCGCGGACCGCGUCGGCCACCGCCGCACCAUCCACAACCUGGAGAAGCACCGCCAGAAGAAGAGGACCAUCGGCACCCUGGACGUGGCCUUCAAGAAGCGCUUCUUCAACAUGAAGGAGGGCGGCGCGGCGCCAGGCACGCCCGUGCUGGGCCGCAAGCUGACCAUGCGCCAGGAGACCAUCAAGGCCCUGGAGACGAGGCGCAACUCGGUGAUGGCGGAGCGCAAGAAGUCGCACAUGCAGACGCUGGGCGCGGCGCACGAGUACGGCGUGUCGGCGGCCUCGGCCGCGGCGCUGGUCGGCGGCGGCACCCUGGUGGGCGGUACCCUCACCGGCGUCCCCGGCGGCUCCGUGCUCGGCGGCGUGGCGACGCGCAACCACCGCAACUCCGUGGCCUCCAUGAGCGUCAAGGACAUCUUCGACACGGCCGGCGGCCAGAUCAACCGCGCGUACGAGGCGUCCGGCUACGAGGCGGGCGGCGUCAUCUCCGAGGACGAGAUGGAGGUGGGCGGCAACGCGCUGCGCCUCCACAACGUGCGGAACAACGUGAGCUGGCGCGAGCAGGACGGCCACUCGCGGUCCAACAGCCGCAUGUAGGCCCUAGCAGCAAUCAACAAAUAACUUAUUCUCUCUGCGUUUGGAAGUGUUCUGCCGCGCCCCGCGGUCCCACGUGUUCCAGAUGCUGCCCCUUUGAAGCGUCUCGACGCCUCUUUUAGACUUUUAUUUUUGUAUUUGUUUGUUCUUGACUCUCUGUACUUCAACUGAGUGGGCUGUUUCGUGGUUCAGCGUUCAGCGCCACCGAGCUUCGUUUUUCGUACUUAUUUUGCCAUAUCAGUCACAAACCUAAACUACUUAAUUUUUCUCGUUUCUGAUAUUUUAAGGAAUCGCAGCAACUGCUCUUAGCGGUAGUGCUGCAUUUUACAAAAUGAUUAGGACAAAUUACAAAAAGACUGCCGUAUGUACUCUGUACUGAUUCAAGCCACGCUCGAUCAAUGGUGUUGAGAGACUAGGAAAUAAUAGACUUGAAGAGCUUCGACAAAGGAUAAUCCGGUUAUAUUUGACGAUAAACGCAUUGCCUUUGCGUUUUCUUGUUGUGGAUUACAGUUCCUUCGAACUGUUGCCCUUUUAUAUGAUAAUUGCUCAACGUAUAGAGAGUUAUACGUAUUAUUUUAUACUGCAUGACAUUAUUUAAUUUUUUUAUUCGUAGGAAUGAAUGCACUGUAAACAUGACAUUAUAGAGAGCCGAAUAAUACUAUCGUUUAGAUAUUACACUCUAAGACUUACUGCGGAAACGGAAUUAACAUACAGAAUGGAACCGUAUUCAUCCAUCCUGUAGGAAUGCCCCGCACAAGGAGGUAUUGUGAUGCGUUGUGAUGUAUUAGGUUUCAAAGUAGAGACUCUUUGCAGCCGAGUGUACUGUCUGCGAAACAAUGCUAGAUAUAAGGUGUACUAGUGUGCCCGCCUGUUCCGCCGAAUCUUUCGGAUCUCGUGAACGCUGUGCCGAAUGGAAAUUGUGAUAUUUUUGUACGUAUGCUGUACUAUUGUAACGUUAGGCGGUGACUGGGUGCGCUCCGCUCGGCGGCCUCGCUGGACCGAGGUUGCUGCGGCGGGGCGCGCGCGGCCCCCGCGGACCGAAAGACAUUUCAGCAAUAAAUGACUAUCGAAAGGAAAA